CAAUCUAUCGGCAGUCGGCACACCCGCCGAUCCUCUUCGCAGUUCGCACGCCGCCGAAGCCGGCCAGGCGGCGACGGUCCGACGGGCACGCUCUCUCCUACUCCGGCGAGGCUUCACUCACCGAACUUCCAAGAAGGGCUAAUGGAGGAAGAAGAGGCGCCAAAUCUUCCAUUAGACAUCAUCUACCAGAUCCCGAAAUACAUAUCCGAUCCAGCCUCGCUAGCACGCGCUGCUUCGUCCUGCAAGUUAUGGCGUGGUGUUAUAAAGGACCCUGCCUUUCUUGAUGGCCUCAAGACACGGCACCUCGACCAUGGUUUCACCUCAUCUCUCCUCCUUGGCUUCUUCUAUCAGGACAGUGCCGAGGCUCCCGAGCACCUGUGGCAGCAUCAUAAGGACAAAACUCGUUGCAUGGCACCGAGCUUCACACCCACUUCAGAAUUGUUACCAUUCACUGGUCGUAGAGAGGGCUACAAUUCAGCGAGACCCCUGUCCCUUGGUGCCUUUAUUCUGGGUAUUGGUUCAAGCCUCAAUUUUUAUGAGCCUGUUGCAUCCCAGGACAGCUUCCUGGUCCUCUGCCGUCACUCAAAAGACCCUGAAGGCCAUUGCAGGGCAGAUACUGUACGCGUCUGCAAUCCUCUCACUGGUGAAGUGUUUCGUCUGCCUAACCUUCCAUACAAACCACCAGACCACUAUGCCUUGCUUGUUGCCGACGAUAACAGCCUAGAUGGGCGCGUGACCCAAUCCUUCCAGCUGGUUGCCAUUUGGAUCAAAGGAAAAAGGUUCAUCUAUAUCUACUACUGUUCAAAGACCAGAUCGUGGUGGAGGCCUGCAAACUUUCGUGAACUAAUGGCUGGCCUUUACCUAGUGUCAACCCCAGCUGCUGCUUCUCAUGGUAGGAUCCAUUGGCUUUGCGGGUGCUGGAAAAGCUGGUCGCUCAGUCAUGUUGUCACGCUGCAUGUGGAUGGAGAAGAGUUGUCAUACCUGGAGCUCCCGUCUGAAGUGAAGCGCAGCAAGACACCGCUGCUAGGGAAUUCUGCAGACGGGGGCCUUAUGUUGCUGCUCAUGAAAGGUCUGCACAUGUCACUGUGGAAGCAUAACGGCAAGCCUGGCAAUGGUAGCAGCAACUGGGUUCAUUCUGAAAUGAUCGACAUGACAAGUUCCUUGCCAAUGCGGGUGCUAAAGAUGCAUGCCAUUGCAAAGGUCAGACUGGAGAGUUUCCGAGGGAAGAGUGGUGCGGUGGUGCUCUGGAUUGAGGGGGAGGGUCUCUUCUUGUUCAGCCUCAGCGAUCGGUCGUUGAGGAAGAUUGACAAUGAACAUGUUACAAAGAAGUAUCUCUUCUGCCCAUACGAGAUCGAUUGGCUAUCUUGCCUUGCAUUCACAAACCUUGUUGAUGGUUUGCUGCCACUUGAUGCGGGAAGGGAAAAGGCUCAACGCAGAUGGAGGACUUUGCUGGCAAAGAAUAUACCAAAAAGCAUCAAGGCAUGAGUUAUAGAUGGUCCUCUAGUGGCAUGUCGACAUGGUUUCUGAAUUUCAUUUCUAGUUGACUUUGUUUCUGAAUUUCAUUUCCAGUUGACGUUGUACAUUUGUGACGUUUAUUGUAAGGACUAGCAGUUUGAAAUCAAAUCCAUGUAUUCCUGGUACAAUUAGAUACAAUUAGUCUAA
This is a messenger RNA of Panicum virgatum (switchgrass), 1662 nucleotides long. RefSeq lists its product as uncharacterized. Gene Ontology annotation, molecular function: protein binding. NCBI's taxonomy places the organism in Eukaryota, Viridiplantae, Streptophyta, Magnoliopsida, Poales, Poaceae. The record is from RefSeq and is a predicted model, not a curated record. Bases 142 to 1485 code for a protein of 447 amino acids. The transcript has 2 exons.